Messenger RNA from Solanum dulcamara, 1125 nucleotides. RefSeq names its product peroxidase 57-like. The transcript has 2 exons. Gene Ontology annotation, molecular function: peroxidase activity; heme binding. NCBI's taxonomy places the organism in Eukaryota, Viridiplantae, Streptophyta, Magnoliopsida, Solanales, Solanaceae. The annotation marks the transcript as partial. The record is from RefSeq and is a predicted model, not a curated record. Gene Ontology annotation, cellular component: plasmodesma; plant-type cell wall. Gene Ontology annotation, biological process: hydrogen peroxide catabolic process; response to oxidative stress.
UCUACUGCGAAAGUAUUAGCAUAUAUCUAUCUAUAUAUAUUUUUGAUGAAAAUGGUAUUACCGUGGUCAUUAAUAGGAGUAAUAAUAUUUCAAUGUUGUGUAUUCCCGUAUUUACUUUCAGCCCAAUCUCUUCAAGUAGGUUUUUACAAUUCUACGUGUCCACAAACUGAAACUAUUAUUCGACAAGCUGUGCAGAAGCAGUUCAAUACCGAUCCUUCCAUCACUGCAGCUUUGCUUCGCAUGCAUUUUCAUGACUGCUUUGUCAGAGGGUGUGACGCAUCGAUACUCAUAAAGUCAACAAAUUCUAAGAAAUCAGAGAGAGAAGCUGGCCCAAACCAAACGGUACGAGGCUUCGAGCUGAUCGAUACAAUAAAGAAAAGUCUAGAAACUACCUGCCCAUCAACCGUUUCAUGUGCUGACAUAAUAACAGUAGCAACUAGAGACGCUGUAGCGUUAGCUGGAGGUCCAAGCUAUCCAAUUCCAACAGGUAGACGAGAUGGCCUAAUUUCAAAUGUAGCAGAUGUAAAUUUACCAGGCCCAUCACUUACAGUUCCACAAGCUCUUCAAUCAUUCACAAACAAAGGACUUACCUUAAAUGAUAUGGUGACAUUAUUAGGGGCUCAUACGGUUGGAGUCGCACAUUGCAAUUUUUUUCAAAAUAGGCUAUCACCAGUACCUGAUAAGACUAUGGAUCCUACAUUAGCUGCCCAAUUAUUAAAAACUUGUGCUAAAAGUACCGCUACGGCAUUUUUGGAUCAAAAUACAUCUUUCAUUAUUGACAAUGAGUACUUUAGACAAAUUACGUUACGAAAAGGUAUACUGAAGAUUGAUCAAGAGCUUACUUUGGAUAAAUCAAGUGCUCCAAUUGUCACAAGUUUAGCAGCCAACGAGAAUGCCUUCAGACAGAGUUUUGCAAAUGCAAUGAUAAAAAUGGCAAGUAUUGAUGUUCUAGUUGGAAGUGCUGGAGAAAUAAGGAAAAAUUGUGGGGUCUUUAAUUAAUCCCACUACAACAAAUUAGACUUUUUGUGGCGAUCUUAAUUUGGCACCUUACAAAACCUCCCUUGUAAUGUUAUUAUGUAAAUCAAGUGUUCGUAAUAUCAAGAGUGCUUUAUGUUAUUAUGUAAA